CAGCACCUAUGUUCGGCAGAUCGGAUGGUUGACUUGUUAAUAGGGGAGUAGGAGUGUAUGUACGGAGCAGCCGUAGGGAGCAGAUUUCACGCAAAGCCCGAAAGUGCCCGAACAGCCUCAGAAUGACAAUGGAAAUGCGGUAAUUGGACGGAAGAAGUUAUGAACGAGCCACUUUUCCUGAUAAUCGAUGGGUCGAGGGCGCCACAGUUUGUGCCUAGAGAGCAAAAGCCCAUGAUUUGGCGCGCAGCAACAAGCGAUUCGAUCCUUGCGCCGUCAACUCCGUCAUACAUACAUUUUUCCUUUCCCUUUCUUCGUUCUUUUUUUUCUUUGCCAUCUAACUCACCAACCUAUCCCAGAGCAACAACAUACUCAAACACUCUCGAGAUCCUCUUCUACCACUAGUCUCUUCCUAAUAGACAACCUCAUUCACCUUUAAACAAAACAAGAAAAAUGGCCAAGGGAGCUGAAGGAUUCAGUCAGGGUGACGCCAAGAAGGGUGCUGGUCUCUUCAAGACGAGAUGCGCACAAUGCCACACCGUCGUCGAGUCAGAAGGCAACAAGAUCGGACCUAACCUACAUGGUCUCUUCGGUCGCAAGACUGGUUCAGUCGAGGGUUUCUCCUACACCGACGCGAACAAGCAAAAGGGCAUCACGUGGGACGAGAACACUUUGUUCGAAUACCUCGAGAACCCCAAGAAGUACAUUCCUGGCACCAAGAUGGCCUUUGGAGGUCUCAAGAAGGGCAAGGACCGAAAUGAUCUGAUCACUUGGUUGAAGCAAGAGUGCUAGACGACGACUACCUCUUUUUUUGACUCCUAAAAACCAUGCGACGGAAUUCAUUGUCUCCAUUUUCGUUCCUGCGGCGGAAUGGUCGGCUGCUGUAUCAUCAACAACGGCAAGGGCGCAUUGCCUCGUAAUCGGAUCAUUGAAACUGGGCCUCUGCACUGCUUGCAAACCGAGACCAUGAUGAGAAAUCCCGGAGAAGCCGGUAGAUCAAGCUCUAAUGUACAUAACCAUCCUUGUUUCCUUCUGGGCGUACCUGCGUUUUUCGCACGCGACAAAGGCAGAAUAGCUGCGAAGGAUAGACAAAUAAUCAAAGCAACUACUCUCUGCUCAUGCAUUUAAUGUCCAAGUCUAUCCCUGGUCCGUGCAGGUAGCCUCUUCCCGACAGCCUCGUUCUCAGCUGUACAGUCUGUCCCUGCAACUCCAUAAACAAAGCUGAUAAGCCCAGAGACAAAGUGCCUGGUCUGUCGAUAACAUCCAAUGGCGGACAUUUCUCUGUCGGACUGACAGAGACUAGAGACGCGACCCUCCGGCCGCCCUUGCAUCAAGAAUCC
This is a messenger RNA of Exophiala oligosperma, 1337 nucleotides long. Its product is annotated as cytochrome c. Gene Ontology annotation, biological process: mitochondrial electron transport, ubiquinol to cytochrome c; mitochondrial electron transport, cytochrome c to oxygen. The transcript is spliced from 4 exons. Gene Ontology annotation, cellular component: mitochondrial intermembrane space. Lineage: Eukaryota; Fungi; Ascomycota; Eurotiomycetes; Chaetothyriales; Herpotrichiellaceae. The record is from RefSeq and is a predicted model, not a curated record. The coding region runs from base 451 to 789 and encodes 112 amino acids. Gene Ontology annotation, molecular function: heme binding; electron transfer activity.